CCGGGACGACAGGGCUACUAGGUUGGAAGCCAUCGCUACUAGGUUGACACAUAGACAGACAGAACUCCAGGGACUUCCACACGCGCAGUUUUCCAGAAUUGCUGGCUGACUCGCUCAUGGCUUCGCUGGCCUCUGUACGUGCUUCUUGGCAAAAAGACCGAGCAAGCUGAGUUCUUUUAACGCCUCUUUCUGUUCUUUUAUACUUCACUUUGGCAGUGUCGUAUUGCAAAGCAAGCUGCUGCAGCUGUUAGACUGAUGCACUCCCGACACAUCGCUGACAGGGCAAAGACAGUGCACAAGAGUCGCCUCAGGAGCAAAGUGCAGAAUCUCCAUCUAAAGCAAACAUGAAAGAAGAAAGUAAGAAAGCACGAUCAAAAUGCAUAAAACGAGAAAACAAACAUACAACGAAAGAAAGAAAGAAAGACACCCACAUCUCCAAACGCACACCAAGUCUCAGGCUGGGCCUCUCCUCACAGCAGAAGAGGAGAUGCAAUACCAACGUGCACUAUGGGUGAACCGCCUCCUAAAGGAGCAGCUAGCCACCCAGACUCAAGGCCUCUCAUUGAAGGAGAUUGAGGAAGCACAAGGGCAGAUUCAAGCUAGAAUGCGACAAGCUGCGAGAUUGCAGGCAUGGACAUCUCAUGGACCAGAACCUGUUGGAACAAGGUAUCCCAAAUCUCCUCGGAAAAGCUACACUCAGCAAAGCCGAAAUCAGCACACUUCUUCCUGUGAAGUGAACCGGAGGCGAGCUCAGCAUCGUAUCAAGGAGGAGAACUUGGGAAUCCUGCAGCGCUUGGAGAAUGUGAAGAGCAGUUUCACCCCGCGAAUGCCUUCCAGUCGCAUUCCAAAAAUCUCACCACGCAACAGGCUGUUGAGCGGACCUGGGCAGUGAGUUUCUCCCCAGAGCGAAGCAGUUCAGCUCCAGAAGGGAGCUCUCUUUGUUUUGCUCAAGAUAUUUGUGAAGGAAUUCCUUUCGCUACUAGGAGCAAGGAUGCUACUAGGGGCUCCUGGCCUUACUACUAAGAGCAAAGGGCAUUGCUACUAGCAGAUUCUCAUUUGCGACCUGCGCUUCAUAACCUGCUCCAACACGGAGUGGUAACUCGACAGAAGAAAAAAGGAGUGAAGAAAGACCUAGUAAGCGAACAUUGUUACUAAUAGCGUGGCACUUGUUACUACUAGUAAGGCACUUGUUACUAGUAGCGAUGCACCUGUUACUACCAGACCUAAAGGGCCGUUCAGGAAGAACCGAACGACGUGCUUUGCAGCCGGACUUCUCGGGCAAAGCACAAACUGGACAAACUGGACGUAGUCAGUCGGCCGGACUUGUCGUUCACCCAUUCGUUGAAACACCAAAUCUUGGUUGCAGCAUGUUACAGGUACAUCGUCAUCAAAUGCACACAUUGUUCUUCAGAUAUGACAUGGAGGGCAUGAAG
Durusdinium trenchii is the source of this 1433-nucleotide messenger RNA. The record is from the annotation of a GenBank genome assembly. Lineage: Eukaryota; Dinophyceae; Suessiales; Symbiodiniaceae.